UGCGCUGCGGCCGCUUCCUUCUCCGCCCCUUCCCCGAGCGUCCGCCGUUGCCGGGUAACGUGCCCCAGCGGGCGACCGAGGCUGCGGCCGCGGGCAGAUGAAUUACCAACACUGAAGAUUAUAAACUUCCCCAGCAAUUGCUCUCCCCGAGGAAGGAUCAGAUGUUCCAAUUGUAACAGAACUAUUUCCACCUUCACUGCACUUGAGACCUCUUUCUCUCCUUCUUCUCUGUAUGAAACUUCAGUCUAUGACUUCUCUGACCGAAAUUCUGAAGUCAGUUCAGAAAGAACUCAUUUCCCAGGACUGAACUCUGUGGUAGAGUCACACACGAUCCCACAGACAGAGAUGAGCUUCACCUACUUGAAUAGAGUUGGAAAUCUCCAAGUGGUGGAUCUCAGUGAGGUUGCUGCUUCCAAGCAGGACUACCGUCCAGACAGUGGAAAUUUGAUUGUUAAAUGGGUCCCAAAUAUACACAGAAAAUCUCAGCGGCCUGAGGUGGAAGCAGUAACAGAACUGAAGCCUUUAAGAAGAGUAUGUGUUAAAAACCUUGCCUCUGAAAAUCUCUUUUCCCUCAAAGAACGGCAAAGGAAAGGAAGAGAUCUUGACAUUAAGAGAAAGAAGUCCAAGAAGGUCCCUUCAGGAGGCCAACCCUAUCAGCUACUUACAAACAGAAGCCAGAAAAUGAACUUGGUGACCAAAAAAAUAAAAUCAGUCACAAGCCACAGAGGUGACAGUUCUGCAGCCAAAGAAGGGAAGCCAAAGGAUAGUCAGAUAAAAAAUAGGUAUUCUUCCCCCAGACACCCGCAGACUGCUACAAUAGUGGAGCUGCAAGAUCAGGGUGCCCUGCAGCUGGGGAACCGGAGAGUGGAUGUGCCUGAUGCUACAGAGAAGCACACACAUCCUUUGCUUGUGCAGAAGAUUCCAGUCAUGAAUUUGAAAGAACAAGGCCUGGAAAGAAUCAGCAACAGACCUUAUCUGAAGAAACCAUUUGAAGGCUCCUUAGGUAUGAAGAGCCAUGAGACCAAACUAGAACAGCAACCUGGCUAUGCUGAAGCAGGGCCAAUUGUACUCACCACCCAGUCUCUGGAGUCCUGCAUGCUAGAUGGCACAGAGGAAGCCUCUGCAAACAAAAAACAACUGUCACAAAAACCAUCUGCAGAGCGGGAAUCCCAGCAGCGGGAAGAGCCCAGGCAGCAACACGUGGGACUUGGGAAAAGAAGGUCUUCAGGGAUGUAUGUGCUGUACAAGAGCAGCACGGCAAGCCUGGCCCUUGAGGGUGUUGGAGAAAAUGGGUACGUGCUGUCAAGGCCAGAAACACAGUAUGAAAUGUACUGCAAGCGUCUAGCAAGCAGGAAGGAAGCGGCACAGACACUGGGCUAUCUUCAGGGAGGGAGCAGCCAGCGGCAGCCAAGCCUGGCUGCUCUGACACCAGACAAUGAUAAACAUGAAGCUGACUCUUACCCUAACCCUCCUCCCCCUUCCCCUUCUCCUUUCCCAUUGAGGGACAAUGACAAGCCUUCCCCAGAUGUAGAAUCCCCUCUCUUCAGAGAGGACAGCGCUCUAAGGGCGUCCAGCGAACAAGGCCACCCUCUUGAUUAACCCUUCGUUAGACAAAUGCAGUGGGAACCUGACCCUAUAAUCAGUAGCGAUUGUAAAUGAAUGUGCAGGUUAAGGCACAGUACGAUUGAUGCCAGGCGCUCUCCGUGGGUGCCUGCUCUUGCCAUCGACAGCUGCGUCAAGAGACCAAGAAGGAGGGUGAGUGAGGUAACCCACCUGCUCCAGGGACCUUUGAAUGUACAGGACAGUUUGAGUGCUCUGUGCUUUGUAAUUAAAACCACAGCUUUCCAUC
Molecule: messenger RNA, 1849 nt
Organism: Malaclemys terrapin pileata
Lineage: Eukaryota; Metazoa; Chordata; Testudines; Emydidae
Exons: 11
Coding region: 346-1599 (417 amino acids)
Source: RefSeq, a predicted model, not a curated record